Molecule: messenger RNA, 1781 nt
Organism: Durio zibethinus
Lineage: Eukaryota; Viridiplantae; Streptophyta; Magnoliopsida; Malvales; Malvaceae
Source: RefSeq, a predicted model, not a curated record
GUGUUUUGGCAGUUUUGAUUCCUUGUGCGGCAAGUGAGUGUUUGGUUAGUUGGAAUUUGGCUUUUAGCUGCCAAUCCCAUGACUGUUCAAAUUGUUUCUGAUCCCCUGUUCAGUACGAGAGAGAGAGAGAGAGAGAGAGAGAGUAUCACUUCCCACUUCUGUAAGGAGGAUACCCAACAACACCGUUAAGCAAAUCAUGGUUUGGGUCCGAUCUAUUUUGUUAAUAAUUAGAAACUAAAAUAUUAAUCUUUUAAAAAGAAGUAUAGUAUGUGUUAAUUAUUACUAUAUUUCCGGACAUAACCUAGAAAUUGGGCAACUAUAAGAAUGGUAUUACAAUUGGAAACUGCCGAGGGAGAACUUGGAAAGAAGACCCAGCCAUUUUUCUUAGGUCUCGUUCUUAUUUUACAUUACUGUUUUGCGGGUCUUCAAACUUAAAAGCGAGGUUUGAUAACUGGUAUUCAGCUCAACUUAUGGAAGAAAAAUACAUUUUGCUAAGAUUCUCCUAAGAUUUUGAAGAGACCUUGUCUUAUUCUAAAGCAAAUCUCUUCCUUGUAGUUUCUUCAUGGGGAGGUCGUACCUCAUAUAGCUAUGACAUGAUGGAUUAAAUGAGCUAAAAGUGAGUUUGGUCUCAUAAGCAACCUCUUCAAAGAACUAUUAUGGACCAGAUAAUUUCAGGAAAAAGUAGGAUGUGGGCACUCUCUAUGAAUGAAGCAUCUUUUUCAACCAAGCAUAAAAAAGUUACCAGCUUCUGAUGCUCUUUCUUCACCCUCCAAACUGAAGCAUCCCAGAAGAUGGUAUUGCUCUAUCAGUAGCUCAGUUACAAAAGGAGGCAGGAGGUGCUGUUCCUAGAUCAUUUUCCACUCCUUUUUCACUUCCUUCUUUUAGUUUUAGAUUGAACCCUCGUACCUUCUUCUGUAUGAAGACUUUUCAAUGUUUAGAUAACGGAUAAAGAAAAAGCUAUGGUUCUCCAUGGUCAGGCUAAGAAGGAGGUCACAGUAGUUGAAUCCAACAAGCCAAAGAGCUUGUUGCUUCCUGGAACUAGUCUUGCCUCUGUUGAAUCCUCAUCGAUGCCUCUUGUCCACGAAAUUGUUCUCUCAGCAGAUAUUCGAUGUGCAGAGUGUCAAAGGAGAAUAACAGACAUAAUGUCAAGAAUGAAUGAGACAGACUCUGUUUUGAUAAAUGUGUUAGAGAAGAAGGUAACACUCACCGGUAAAAACCCUGGUAUUGUUAAGUUACCUUCAAGACAAGUUCCUGUUAGUUACAGGAAUCCUGUCAGCACAAUGGCCAUGAUCAAGGGGAUCUUUCGCUCUUCCCGAAUUUGAAUCCCAAUCAAGAAACAUCCAACAUGUUGCAGAAUUCUUCAUUUAAAGAUAUGUUUGUUGUAGCCUGAAUGCCUCGAAUAUACUUUCUUGUUGUAGGAAGAAAAUAAACAAUAAAGGCAGUUGUGUUAUCAGUUUGGUCAUGUCUCACUUAUACAAGGAAACAAAAUGAAUGGUCGGAUGUGUUUGAAGUGAUCAGCCAAAUUGUUGAUCUUGGCUGUACUAUGUCCAGUUUCAUUGCUGAGUGAAGUAUUGAAGAAACCUAUUUCAGGUAUAACUUUCUCUACUAUUAUUUUUCUUGUGUUUCAGGCAAACUAAAAUCCAAGGUAACUGAUGGUUAAAUUUAAUGCAAAACGGAAACCUUUGUAAAUAAGAAAGGAUACUUCAUAUAAUCCUAUACAGCAUUUACAUGAAAGAAUGCUUCUCUUAAUUACUUGAGAUAUUUAAGUCGUGGUUAAUUAA